CAAAGUACAAGAUAGUUGACAUUGAUAUAAAAUUAUUGAAAAUGGAGACAAAAGGGAUAACACUAUCAAUUUUUGCUGGAAGUUUUGCAGCAUUGGCAUCAGUUAGUGCUAAAUUAGUAACUAGUUCUGAAAUAACAUACAUAUCUGAGAUUAUUUUAGGUUCUUCAGGAAAUGCCGGCAUUCUUCAACAUCUACCAUUAGUUAUAAGAGGUGUCUGUCUAAUUGCGGUGUUUUUAAGUAAUGCCUUAAUGUGGACAUUCUUCACUAAAUCUUUACAGUAUUUAUCAUCUAUACAAGCUACUAUAACUAAUACAUCUACCAAUUUCUUAGUUUCUGCUAUUAUAGGAAAAAUAUUAUUUAAAGAAUUAUUACCAAUAUUAUGGUGGAUUGGUAGUGUUUUUAUAUUACUAGGACUCUUAUUAAUACAUAAAGAUGGACAAAAAACUAAGGAAAUAAAGGAAAAGAAAUCAUAGUACAUACAGUAGAAAGAACAGUUCAUUUAAGCUGAAUUGAGCCACUUCUUAAUAAGUUAGCAUGCUUUCAUAAGCAUUUAUGGAGAUUGUAUCGAUAAGAUUUUUUAAAUCUGGUUUCUGAUGAUACAGAUCACAUGGAACAAGCAUCUAGGCGUUCGUAAUAUUCAAAUAUAAACACCAAGCAAACAUUCCAGUACACGUACAUUGUAAUAAGAAAAAUAAAAGAUUUUCUAAUU
Molecule: messenger RNA, 709 nt
Organism: Lottia gigantea (owl limpet)
Lineage: Eukaryota; Metazoa; Mollusca; Gastropoda; Lottiidae
Exons: 3
Coding region: 42-473 (143 amino acids)
Source: RefSeq, a predicted model, not a curated record